AUGGCUGCGAUGCCAAAACCCUCCGACUCCAAGACGGGCGGCAAGGCCACCGUCUUGCUUGGCUCCCAGUGGGGUGACGAGGGCAAGGGCAAGCUCGCUGAUGUACUUAGCGGCCAGAUGGACGUCUGCGCCCGAUGUGCUGGUGGUAACAACGCCGGUCACACCAUCGUCGCCGAUGUCAACGGCGUCAAGACCAAGUUCGACUUCCACCUUUUGCCCUCGGGUCUCGUCAACCCGCGCUGUGCCGGUUUCAUUGGCUCCGGUGUGGUGGUGCACGUCCCGUCUUUCUUUGCCGAACUCGAUACGAUCCAGAAGAAGGGUCUCAACUGCGAUGGGCGACUGUUCAUCUCGGAUCGCGCUCACCUCGUGUUUGACUUUCACCAGGUCGUUGAUGGCCUGAAGGAGGUCGAGCUUGGCGGAAGCAGCAUUGGCACCACCAAGAAGGGCAUCGGCCCGGCCUACUCUUCCAAGGCUUCGCGAUCGGGUCUGCGUGUCCAUCACCUCUAUGACCCAGAGCUGUUUGCUACCAAGUUUCGUAAGCUCGUCGAGGGUCGCUUCAAGCGAUACGGCCACUUUGAGUACGACACUGAGGGCGAGAUUGCUCGCUAUCGCGCAUUUGCGGAACGUCUGCGCCCUCACAUUGUGGACGGAGUCACUUUUAUCCACACGGCGCUCGCGCAGAACCGUAAGGUGCUGGUCGAAGGUGCCAACGCGCUCUUCCUGGAUAUCGACUUUGGCACGUAUCCAUUUGUCACUAGCUCGUCCACUUCGAUCGGAGGUGUGCUGACGGGUCUUGGCAUCCCGCCCACCGCGAUUGGCGACGUUAUCGGUGUUAUGAAGGCCUACACCACGCGUGUCGGUAUGGGACCCUUCCCCACGGAGCUGCACGAGGAGAUUGGCCACCACCUGCAGGAGGUGGGUGCCGAGUACGGCGUCACCACCGGCCGACGUCGUCGUUGCGGCUGGCUCGACCUGGUCAUGAUGCGCUACUCGUGCCUGAUCAACGGCUACACCAGCCUGAACUUGACCAAGCUUGAUGUGCUGGACCAGCUCAAGGAAAUCAAGAUUUGCGUCGGCUAUGUGGUUGAUGGCAAGGAGCUGCCCAGCUUCCCCGCCGACCUUGAGGUGCUUGCCAAGGUUGAGGUGCAGUACAAGACGCUGCCCGGAUGGCAGCAGGACAUCUCCAAGACUACCACCUGGGAAGAGCUGCCGGAAAACUGCCGAAACUACGUCGAUUUCAUCGAGCAGUUCCUGGGCGUCAAGAUCGAAUGGAUCGGCGUCGGUCCUGCCCGCGAGUCGAUGAUCCACCGUGCAGGAUGA
This is a messenger RNA of Mycosarcoma maydis (corn smut), 1320 nucleotides long. RefSeq names its product putative adenylosuccinate synthase. The record is from RefSeq and is a predicted model, not a curated record. The transcript has a single exon. Gene Ontology annotation, cellular component: cytoplasm. Gene Ontology annotation, biological process: 'de novo' AMP biosynthetic process; IMP metabolic process. The coding region runs from base 1 to 1320 and encodes 439 amino acids. Gene Ontology annotation, molecular function: adenylosuccinate synthase activity; GTP binding. Lineage: Eukaryota; Fungi; Basidiomycota; Ustilaginomycetes; Ustilaginales.